UUUCCUGGUUGGGCCAGUUUCAUCUGAAAUAGAGUGGCCGGAGGAGGGAAACGAACAACUCAAUUCUUGGGAAUUAUUCUCAGCUGUGCUCUGUGCACUCUCUGUGGGUCAAGGGCUGAAGUGGACAGCUGUGUGGCAAUGGGAGAUGAGAGGGGUAUGACACGAAUGCUUUUGGAAUGCAACCUCAGUGACAAGUUGUGUAUUAUCCAGGAGCAGCAGUAUGAAAUCAUCGUCAUCCCAACCUUCCUGGUUGGCAUCUUCCUCAUCCUUCUUGGGGUCAUCCUGUGGCUUUUUAUCAGAGAACAAAGAGCCCAACGACGGUCUCCUGGACCCCAAGGCAUUGCCCACGUGCCUCCAUCAAGGGGCCUUAGCUGGGAAGAAGCAGGACAUGGAGGAAACAUGUUUGUACCACUUAAGGAGACAUCAGUGGAAAGCCUUCUACAGAUUUCCACACAUGCCCUGGCUAAGCUGCAGUUGCCUCGGGAACAACUUUCUGAAGUUCUGCAGCAAAUCCACAAUGGUAGUUGUGGGGCCAUCUAUCGAACCAAGGUAUAUAUUGGAGACCCUGCUAAGCCCAAGAGUGUUGUCGUCAAGGCUUUAAAAGAAUCAGCUGGGCUCCAAGAGGUACAGGAAUUCUUAGGGCGAAUCCAAUUCUAUCAGUAUCUGGGGAAGCACAAGAACCUGGUACAGCUGGAAGGAUGCUGCACCGAAAGGCUGCCACUCUACAUGGUGUUGGAGGAUGUGGCCCAGGGGGACCUGCUCAGCUUUCUGUGGAUCUGUCGCCGGGAUGUGAUGACCAUGGAUGGCCUUCCCUACGACCUCACAGAAAAACAAAUAUAUCAUAUCGGGAAGCAGGUCCUUUUGGCUUUGGAAUUUCUCCAGGAUAAACAUCUGUUCCACGGGGAUGUGGCAGCCAGGAAUGUCUUGAUCCAGGCUGAUCUCACUGCUAAGCUCUGUGGACUGGGCCUGGCUUAUGAAGUCCACUCCCGAGGGGCCAUUUCCUCUACUCGAGUCGUACCCCUCAAGUGGCUCGCCCCAGAACGGCUUCUGCUGACACCAGCUAGCAUCAAAGGAGACAUUUGGUCCUUUGGGAUCCUGCUUUAUGAGAUGGUGACUCUAGGGGCACCUCCCUAUCCUGAAGUCCCUCCUACUAGCAUCCUACAGUAUCUCCAAAGAAGGAAAAUCAUGAAGAGACCCAGUAGCUGCACACACACAAUGUACGGUCUCAUGAAGUCCUGCUGGCAUUGGAGUGAGGGCAGCCGCCCCGCACUUGGAGAGCUACACUCACGCCUAGAAGCAGCUGCCCGAACUGCAAAUGACAAGGCUGUGUUGCAAGUACCAGAGUUGGUGGUGCCUGAACUAUAUGCAGCUGUGGCAGGUGUCAGCGUGCAGAGUCUCUCCUACAGCUAUAGUAUCCUUUGAAGAUCCUGGAGCAACAAGCUUCUUUUGAGAGAUCAUAUACUCUUGGAACCAAUUCCUCCAAGAACAGAGAAGAGACUUUCUAGUUGUACCUAGAACUAGAUCCUGGAUCCCUGGAUCCUGGAUCCUCCCCUACACACUUCCCUAGAUACCUGAAAUGAGGCUGGAUGAGGCUGCACACACCAUACACCCUGGAGAUGGAGAAAUAUGGUUUCAUUUCUGCUGUCGCAAUCCUGAAGGUGCAGGGUAGAUGAGGCGACAGUGUCACUGCAAGGGAGUUUUAUGAAUCUGUAAUGUUUUCUGCAGCAUGGCACGGAUAAGCUGGUCCCUCCUGCCAUAGGCUAAUUUCCUCUGAAACUAGCCUGAUGUUUUUUCCUAGACUAUUAUAAGGUCCAGAAAAUUGGAAUAAAAUGAGGGACUAGCAAGCUGAUAAAGAAGUUGAUGAGAAGAAAAUUAAAGGUUCUCUUUGCUCAGGAGUAUAGAUGAGAACCAAGGUCAUCCUUCAGAGAGAAGGCAGAGGAAGGACAUUUAGGUCUUCAGCCCUGGUGCCUUCAUGCAGGACGGGGGUGGGGUGGGAACAUGAAGGAAGGCUUCUGAGGUCCCUGUGGGGGCAGAUAGGAGAAAUAUCAUCCCCCUUUCUCUAAUUCCGAGACAGGUGAACCCUGCUCAUACUACUUUUAACAAGAAGCUGGAAGGGUCAUUUUAUGAUUAAGAACAUUUGAGAUGUAUCAUUCAUCAGGAUGGCUUCCUGGUCCCUAUGAGACUGGAGAGACUGAGCCCAGAAAGUCAGUUGGGACAGUGAUGAGUAUACUGUGUAUGUAUUUAAUUAACGGGAAAUAUGGAAACCAAGCAAAAGUGCUUAGUAGGACGUCUUUCACAAGGGCUAGAAGAGGAUAUAAUCUGAGAUGGGAGGAUGGUAGGUUCUGCUUUUCAAUCAUCCAAUGAUGUACUGUGAAACAUUUCAUUAAAUUAAUAUUGAGUGAAAGUAGGCUUUUCUAGUUGUAUGGUUGCCAAAAUCUCUACAUAGGAAGAAAUAAAUAGAUGGGAGUAAAUGUCAAUAGAAAAAUUCAAGAGACAAUCUACAUUGUCAGAAAAGGGAUUUUUCAUGUGUAAAAAGGGGUAAUACCUACCUCACAAGGUUGUUGCGAGAAUUGAAUGAGGGUAUGUAUUUGUACAGUAUCUGACACAUACUACGUGCUCAAUAAAUGUUGAUUUCUUUACUCUCCCUCUUAUUAUCCUAGAACAUUUCAUAUUGUUUUUGUUUAACAUCUACUGUGGCCAAGAAGAGAACUGUGGUCUGUCGGUUACACCACAGGGACAUGCUUAAAGAUGACGAUAUGGUACAAAUACUACAUGACAAAAAUGAUGACUGGCAAUAGUCAUCUAUGAUUUCAAAUUACUAAAAACAUCAAGAUGACAGCAAUUCAGUUGAAUAUGUGGUCUGUGAUGUUAAGGAUACUUUGGAUACUCUCGAAGGGACAUCUAAGGCUGCUAUUGGAAAGAUGGCUGGCAGUUGAAAAGUUUUCCGAAGUUAGAAUCCUGAUGGAGUCAUGAUGAAUCAUCCAGCUGAACAAUGACUCUUGUGCCUGUGGCAAGAGCACGAUGACUAGUCAGAAUUUAAAUGGGUGGUAAGUAGCAGUGGGGAGAAGGGAGGUAGAGUGGCUCAGUGCAAAAUGAUAAAGUCCUAUGGGAUCUCAUUGUUCUCAGCACUUCAUUGAAGCCACAUUGACAAAAGACUUAUUCAACUGUCUUCAAAUGUUAAGGCCAACUUGUGAGACACUGUGCUAGGUGUUGGAUAAACGAAAUGGAAAGCUUUGGAUUACAGUCUAGAAAGUAAGAGAUGUUAUAUCCAUCAUAUUUGUGUGGGCAUUUGUUAAUUACAACUGUGGUAAGUGAUAGGAAAAAGAAGCAUAGAAUAGUAGAAGGGAGUUUAAAAUGGGGACCUCCCUGAAGAAAUGGCAUUUACAUCAAGACCUUAGGGAUGGGUGAAUAAGCCUGACUAUUACUGGCUAUUACAGUGAGGAGAAGUCUUCUAAGAGAAGGACUACGGGUGUGAAAACUCUGAGGCCAGAAGAAAAAGCAGUGUGAGCAACUGCAAGGAGGCAGUGGUACUGGUGCAGAGUGAGGCAGGAGGAGGGUGGCGGGAGAUGAAAGGGAGUACUGCUCUUUCACUUGGUGCAUUAAUGUUUGUUUUGGCCGGAGGCAAAGGAGUAGACAAUUGCUAUUUUAAAUUGUAUUUGUUUUCCUGGAUAAAGGUCUGGAAAACUGGAUAUAGUAAUUGUUUAUUCUAAGAAAACUUGGUCCUCCCCUCACUUAGCCAGGCUUUUUCUAAAAGGAGAAUUAUAUUUCUGGUAUCUUUGACUUAUCAGCCAUUCCAGAUA
Phacochoerus africanus (Common warthog) is the source of this 3800-nucleotide messenger RNA. It is a transcript of the gene STYK1, whose product is annotated as serine/threonine/tyrosine kinase 1. The coding region runs from base 139 to 1422 and encodes 427 amino acids. The record is from RefSeq and is a predicted model, not a curated record. Gene Ontology annotation, molecular function: transmembrane receptor protein tyrosine kinase activity; ATP binding. The transcript has 10 exons. Gene Ontology annotation, cellular component: signaling receptor complex. Lineage: Eukaryota; Metazoa; Chordata; Mammalia; Artiodactyla; Suidae. Gene Ontology annotation, biological process: positive regulation of kinase activity; multicellular organism development; cell surface receptor protein tyrosine kinase signaling pathway.